AUGGCUGGCGUGAAACACGUGAAAACGAAAUCUGCUUGGAAAAAAGUCAAAUUAGACCCGAACUUGUUCAGUGAUGAGAAUUUUUGCUCGUUGGUAUCAUUUGAAGAACUAACUGAUUAUGAAAUUGUGGAUGGUAUAAUAAAACCAACGUUACAGCACGAGGGAAAGAAAGAUGUCAAGAAGAAAAAGAAGCGAAAGAUUGAUUCCUCAGAAGAUGGACGAUCAAAAGAAACUGAUAAAAAGUCCAAUAAAAGUCAAGAAGGGGGUAUACAGACUACGGCAAUGGAAAAGAUCAUUGGGGGUAAAGUGAAAAAGAUGAAAAAGGAGAAAAUAAAAUUGGCCAAGAAAUUGAAAAGAACAUUGAAAAUGCAAAAACUUGGAUUCAUUGUAAAGAAUAUAGAUGUGAAGGUGUUGGGCGGUGUUGCAGAUGGAGAAGAAGGUUCUGUGAUGGAAAAUGUUGAAGAGGGCAGGAUAGAGUCCAAGAAGAAGGAAGACGCGCAAGAAGUAACUGAGAAAAGAAAGGCAAAAAGGAAGAGGAAAAAGAAAGUAAAACAAAAGGAAGCCAGUUUACCAAAGAAACAGAAAGUGUCCGCUGAUGCUGUUGUGGAGGACAGCAGCAAGGGCAGUGAAACAGCAGGGAGCAAAAUAUCAACUGCAGACAUGUCUCCCUGGAAGAAUCUGUUCGUUCCCCCACUGGUGCUCAAGGCCCUUGAGGAGCAGGGCUUCACUUGUCCGACCCCCAUUCAGUCAUUGACGCUUCCAUCUGCCAUCAGGGACAGGAAAGACAUAGUGGGUGCUGCAGAAACAGGCAGUGGUAAGACGCUAGCAUUUGGUAUCCCGGUGAUUCACCACAUCUUGAGGCUGAAGGAAGCACAAGCCAAGAAGGACAUGGUGGGUGACACGGAGCUGGCAGGCGAAGACGAAGAUAUGUCUGAUGAGGAUGAAGAGGAGGACAUUAGUGAUGUAAGUGAUGCCGAUGAUGAUGAUAAAGACAUCGGCGGUGCUAGCGACGAUGAUGAAAAUGAUGGUGAAGAUAUUGGAGACGAGGAAGAUGCAGAUGUUCCUGAAUCUGAUGAUGAUGUUGAUAACGAAGAAGACGUAUUUGAUGAUGAUGAUGAUGAUGAAGCUGAAGGAGUUGAUUCUGAUGGAAAUCUAUCCGAGCCUGAGAGAGAUGAAGUAAAUUGGGAAGCAACAGAGUCGGCCACUGCGAAGGCACGUCAAGCACCGCUGACCUCGAGACUUUUUGCUCUCGUACUGACUCCAACAAGAGAACUAGCCAUACAAGUCAAGAAUCAUCUACAAGCUGUUGCUAAAUACACCGGAAUAAAGAUUGCUACUGUUGUUGGAGGUAUGUCUCAGCAGAAACAGGAGAGGAUUCUGAAGAAAUGCCCCGAGAUAGUCGUAGCCACACCUGGAAGGCUGUGGGAGCUUAUUCAGGAGGAUAACCCACAUCUUCUGAAUGUGGCUAGUCUGCCCUUACUUGUGAUUGAUGAGGCUGAUCGUAUGGUAGAGAAGGGACACUUCCAGGAGUUGGCCAGUUUGUUUGAAAUGAUUAACACAGACGAUAAUCAGAAAAGGAAACGCCAGAAUUUUAUCUUCUCGGCAACGCUGACGUACGUCCAUCAAGCACCAAUGAGGUUGAUGCUCAAGAAGAAGAAAAAGAAGAGAAAACAAGUUAAAUCAUUAUCACAGACCGACAAAUUAGAUGCCUUGGUCUCCCAGGUUGGUCUGAGAGACAAGCCUAAAGUGGUCGACAUUACCCGGAAAGUAGGAACAGUGGAUACAUUGAUGGAGGCCAGAAUCAACUGUACAAAUCCAGAAAAGGACAUUUAUCUCUAUUAUUUCCUGCAACAAUUUCCCGGGAGGACGUUGAUCUUUGUGAACAGUAAGGACUGCCUGAGGAGACUUGUGUCGAUCAUGACUUUGUUGAAAUGUCCCCCUCUACCUCUCCAUGCCGACAUGCAUCAGAGACAGCGACUGAAGAAUUUGGAUCGAUUUACUGGGAAUCCAAAAGGUAUUCUCCUUGCCACGGAUGUAGCUGCAAGGGGUCUUGACAUCCCUAAUGUUCAGCAUGUUCUUCAUUACCAGGUGCCAUAUACAACAGAGAAUUACAUCCACAGAAGUGGACGUACUGCUCGGGCGACGAAAGAGGGUCUCAGUGUUAUGAUUGUAGGCCCGGAAGACAUCAAAAACUAUAGGAAAAUAAUCAAGUCUCUGAAUAGGGAUGAGGACCUUCCACUGUUUCCAAUUAAUGAUGAGAUUUUGCCAGCUAUUCAUGCCAGAGUCGAGUUGGCCAGGAAGAUUGAUGUUGAGGAACACAGGGUGAGAAAGGCAAACCAUUCAAAUAACUGGUUCAAGAAGGCAGCUGAAGAGAUGGACAUAGAGCUGGACGAGGACCUCCUUGAGGACACCGGUUCAAGGGAAGACCAGCGCCACCACAAGGACAAGUUAAAGAUGAUGAGAGCCGACCUGAAUGCUGUUUUAAAAGCAUCGUUGAUUCCACGGAGCUUCUCGGGAAAAUAUCCGACCAAGUCGGGGAAACUGGUACUGCCACAUACACCUAGCACGGAAGAGUCUGAUGCGAUAUCGCGAGUGAGGAAAGACACAGCCAAACACAAGAAGCUCGUCGCUAAGGAAUCAAAGAGGGUACCGGUGGUGAAGAAGAUAGAAAAGAAGAAAUUCAAAAAGGACCGGAAAAGGAACCGGAAACAAAAUUGAUGAGUUGUUGGAUAUAAUUUGAUAAUCAGGAUAUGAUUGGUCUAUUAAAAUGAACAGUUCAAAAUAAAAAUGUGGGUUUGAGUCA
This is a messenger RNA of Lineus longissimus, 2803 nucleotides long. RefSeq names its product ATP-dependent RNA helicase DDX24-like. Gene Ontology annotation, molecular function: RNA helicase activity; ATP binding; nucleic acid binding. The transcript is spliced from 16 exons. Lineage: Eukaryota; Metazoa; Nemertea; Pilidiophora; Heteronemertea; Lineidae. Gene Ontology annotation, cellular component: nucleolus. The coding region runs from base 1 to 2718 and encodes 905 amino acids. The record is from RefSeq and is a predicted model, not a curated record.